GGGAUUCACAAUAAUUGGUGGAAAAAAACGAAUUUUCCACCUCAGGUGGAAAGAAUUUAUUCUCAUCUACCACACAGAAUAUUGUCUAUAUAAGUAAACCACACGAAAAUCUUUUCCUUUGUCCAUAAAACAAAGAGAACAGAGGCCUUUCAACAACCGAGAGAUAGAGUUCUUUAGGGCGGGAGAGAGAACCCAAAAUGUCGGAGGAAGAGGGACAAACCCACCACCACCGCCUCGACCACCACAAUGGGAAGGAGUACGUGGACCCGCCAUCAGCACCGCUCAUAGGCAUGGCGGAGCUGAAGUUAUGGUCUUUCUACAGAGCUCUCAUAGUCGAGUUCGUCGCCACACUCCUCUUCCUUUACGUCACCGUCGCCACCGUCAUUGGACACAAGAAGCAAACUGACCCUUGCGACGGCGUUGGACUGCUCGGCAUCGCCUGGUCCUUCGGUGGCAUGAUCUUCGUCCUCGUCUACUGCACCGCCGGCAUCUCCGGCGGCCAUAUAAAUCCAGCGGUGACGCUCGGGCUGCUUCUUGCAAGGAAGGUGUCACUGAUCCGGACCGUGGCAUACAUGGUAGCACAGUGCUUGGGGGCAAUUUCUGGAGUUGGGUUAGUGAAAGCGUUUAUGAAGCACGACUACAAUGCUCUUGGUGGUGGUGCCAACUCUGUUGCUCCUGGGUAUGACAAAGCCACUGCACUUGGUGCCGAGAUUGUCGGCACUUUCAUGCUCGUCUACACUGUUUUCUUAGCCACCGACCCCAAGAGGAGCGCACGCGACUCUCACGUGCCGGUUUUGGCUCCUUUGCCUAUUGGGUUUGCUGUGUUUGUGGUUCAUUUGGCCACUAUUCCUAUUACUGGGACUGGAAUUAACCCGGCUAGGAGCUUUGGUGCUGCCGUUAUCUACAACCAUGAGAAAGUCUGGGAUGACCAAUGGAUUUUCUGGGUUGGGCCAUUUGUGGGGUCUUUGGCAGCAGCGGCAUACCACGAGUAUAUUCUGAGAGCUGCGGCUUUUAAGGCUUUGGGAUCUUUCCGCAGAAACCCAACCAACUGGUGUUAGGUGUUAGCUUAAUUUGGUCGUGAAUCUAUUUGUGUCAAACAGUACUCAAUGGUGUUUGUUGACGUCAAUGAGCAAUGGACUACAUUUGAAUA
Molecule: messenger RNA, 1150 nt
Organism: Rhododendron vialii
Lineage: Eukaryota; Viridiplantae; Streptophyta; Magnoliopsida; Ericales; Ericaceae
Product: aquaporin PIP2-7
Exons: 4
Coding region: 198-1058 (286 amino acids)
Biological process (GO): transmembrane transport
Cellular component (GO): plasma membrane
Molecular function (GO): water channel activity
Source: RefSeq, a predicted model, not a curated record